This is a messenger RNA of Exaiptasia diaphana, 903 nucleotides long. RefSeq names its product DNA-directed RNA polymerase II subunit GRINL1A. The coding region runs from base 178 to 882 and encodes 234 amino acids. The transcript has 4 exons. Gene Ontology annotation, cellular component: nucleus. NCBI's taxonomy places the organism in Eukaryota, Metazoa, Cnidaria, Anthozoa, Actiniaria, Aiptasiidae. Gene Ontology annotation, biological process: transcription elongation by RNA polymerase II. Gene Ontology annotation, molecular function: transcription elongation factor activity. The record is from RefSeq and is a predicted model, not a curated record.
UGAUACGAAUGGAACGAUGUGAUUGUCGUUGUUAUUUGCGUUUGGUAUCUAAAUGUUAAAGAACCUACUUUUCUAGGUUUUCUAAGAAAUUCUAGGAUCCUUCURAGCACUUUGGAAGUGAAAAAUGCCACCAUUUUGUMCUGUGUCGAAUUGAAAAUCAAUUUGUCAAUCUCUGGAAUGGCGGAAAAAUCCAAAAGAGAUAUUUCAAAAUUAAGCAAAAUUGAGCUGGUUGAAAUGCUACAAAGGCAGGAGAAGCUGCUUCAGAACGGAAAAUUUUUGAAAUCUCUACCGGAUAAAGGGCAAAAGAUACAUGACAUGGUGAAAAUGCUCAAGGAAAUGAUAAUAAAACGGGGACAGACAGAGGAUUUAACUGCACGAUUCCAACAGAUAAGUAUUCAUCAAAGCAGAGAUGCUAAUCAAACACAAGAUUUGACUUUGGACAGUGACGAUGACGAAGAUACUGAUUAUUGCACUGCUAUUUCAAACAUGGAUAAUGACAAUAUUGAUUCAGCUGAAAAGAAAUCCCAGCUUAGUGCUUCGUCAAGGGAAGAUUCAAAGAAACCAGACAAAUGGUCAUAUGAAUCUGCAGUGACGUAUGAAAGAAAACCAAAGUUUGAGAAAAUUAAGCAAAUUUCAUUGGAAGAGUCAAUAAAAUUACAGCAAGCACAAAAGAAUGAAUAUGAGGCACUUCGAACCAAGCAAGCCACCGAAAGACUAAUGCAACAUAGGAAUCCUACUUCAAGCUGUUCAAACUUGAAAUUUACAACUCAGGAAGCUAAAGAUCAUUAUAGAGAUACAGUAAAAGAAGAGGAAAUACAAGAAGAUGACACUCAAAGUGAAUCAGAUGAUAUUCAGCAACAAGAGGAAAGUGAUGAAGAUUAAAAAUUGAAACUUGGUGGAGAU